Pseudomassariella vexata is the source of this 2565-nucleotide messenger RNA. RefSeq names its product RHD3/Sey1. Gene Ontology annotation, biological process: endoplasmic reticulum membrane fusion. The record is from RefSeq and is a predicted model, not a curated record. NCBI's taxonomy places the organism in Eukaryota, Fungi, Ascomycota, Sordariomycetes, Amphisphaeriales, Pseudomassariaceae. The transcript is spliced from 4 exons. Gene Ontology annotation, molecular function: GTP binding; GTPase activity. The coding region runs from base 1 to 2565 and encodes 854 amino acids. Gene Ontology annotation, cellular component: endoplasmic reticulum.
AUGAACGGACACUUUGCUUCUGUGGGCGACGAGUCGACAAAGGCCGACUACGAACAUGGCGUCCAAGUCAUUGAUGAGGACAAGGAGUUCAACCCCAAAAUCAACGCGUAUCUGCAAGCAACCAAUGUAGCUGACGCUGGCUUCAAUUACCACCUCAUCUCCGUCUUUGGCUCCCAGUCGACCGGCAAGUCAACACUGCUCAACAACCUCUUUGGUACCGACUUCAAUGUUAUGUCCGAGACGGAACGUCGACAGACCACCAAAGGAAUAUGGAUGUCAAAGAACAAGAAAGGGUCCAUGGCCGACAAUAUUCUUGUCAUGGACGUCGAGGGAACCGACGGCCGAGAACGCGGUGAGGAUCAAGACUUCGAAAGAAAGAGUGCACUCUUUGCGCUGGCCACAAGUGAGGUUCUGAUCGUGAACAUCUGGGAACACCAGGUGGGCUUGUACCAAGGAGCCAAUAUGGGGUUGUUGAAGACGGUCUUCGAAGUCAACAUGAUGCUGUUUCUUAAGGACAAGCAGUCAAACCCUCGAUCACUUCUCUUCUUCGUGAUCCGCGAUCACAUCGGUCAUACUCCGCUUUCAAACCUGCGAAACACUUUAAUACAAGAUUUAGCCAAGAUCUGGUCAUCCAUCUCGAAGCCUCCCGGCCUCGAGAACUCGCGCAUAGAAGACUACUUUGAUUUUGCUUUCUCCGCCUUGCCCCACAAGAUAUUACAGCCGGAGCAGUUUGUGGCCGAGGUCGGCAAGCUAGGCCAGCGAUUCGUCACAGCAAGUCGAAGUGGAAAGCCGCAAGGCGAGCAUGGUGAUCACGAAUUUGACGGGGGCAUUCUCCUGCCUGAAUAUCACAGAAGGAUUCCUGCCGAUGGCUUUUCUAUCUAUACCGAAGGCGUUUGGGACCAAAUUGUCAACAACAAAGAUCUCGAUCUGCCAACCCAACAAGAGUUGCUGGCACAGUUUCGAUGCGACGAGAUUGCCCGCGAGUGUCUCGUGGCAUUCGACGAAGUCAUCUCUCCCUUGGAGGAAAAGCAAGCUGAAAGCGCUCGCGUUGGCAAGCCGUUUGUGCUUCCGAAGCUGGGUGCCACGGGUAGCGCGGCUCGGGAGAAGUGUUUGAAAAACUUCGAGACGUCAGCCAGCAGAUACCACAAGGGCGUGUACAAGCGGAAGCAUACCGAGCUAGAAACGAAGCUCGACCAACGCUUAAAAGCUCUCUACCAUGGUCAAUUGUCCGCUGCUCACAAGUCGGGUGUGGCCACUUUCAGCGAAGCCGUUUCGGGCGCCGUGAAGGCGGGCCAAAAGUCAGGAGGCUCCUAUGAGUUUGCAGAAAUCGUUGACACGGAGAAGCAGAAAACACUGGAGUUCUUUAAGAAAGAAGCACAAAGUCUGGCCAUUGCGAACGUGCCCUGGACCAAUUUCAAAGCACAGUUCCUUCUUUUCGGCAAAGAACUAGAUGAAGUUAGUGCAAGGCUGAGAAAGGACGAAAUGCGGAGAUUGGCUACCAGAGUCGAACGCUGGGUCAGGUCGCGACUUGGGGAUGCUGUGGGUCUAGAAUUCAACAAACUCGGUUCUGGCAGAGGUGGCUCCGGAGCCCCCGAGACAGGCGAGAAACCCGCAACCGAGAAGGAUUUGUGGGAUCGAAUCUGGAACGUGUUCAUCACCAUCGUUGGGGAGGCUGAAGGUCGCUUUGCCGAUAGAGCGAAGAGCUUCGAGGCAAGUCAAGACGAGGUGGAUGUCGGCUUGUGGCGGCUACGUCGCAAGAGCUGGGUCGCGUUGAGAGAAAAGAUCGAGGAAGAGGUCAUGGAAGGCAACAUCCUGCUCAAGCUUCGCGAGAACUUCGAGGACAAGUUCCGAUACGACGAAGCUGGAGUUCCGCGGAUAUGGCGCCCAGCGGACGACAUAGAGGGUAUUUACACCAAGGCGCGGGAGUCGACUUUGACACUUAUUCCUCUCCUGUCCAGAUUCAGGCUGGCAGCUACCUACGCCGCGCCUGAUCUGCCCGACUUCGUUGGUCACCAACCUCGAGGUGUUGAAGCGGGGGAUGAAGAUGACCUCACUCCCAUCGGCGGGGUCGACGAAGAGGACGGCAAGAGCCUGGAAGAGGAAAUGACGGUCCUCAGUGAGGGAAAGCGCCAAGAUCUUGUGGUCAGAUUCAAGAAGACUGCAGAUGGUGUGUACGUUGAGGCCAAGCGCAGCGCCAUCGGUGGAGUCGCUCAGGUGCCACUGUACUUCUACGGAUUACUUUUGGCACUUGGAUGGAACGAGAUUAUCACCGUGCUUCGAAACCCGAUGCUCUUCCUCCUCAUGAUCAUCCUUGCUGGAGGAACUUACGUUGCCUACACUCUGAACCUCCUGGGCCCAAUGAUGCAAAUGAGCAGUGCUGCUUGGGGCCAGGGACUAGAGAUUGGAAAGCAGAAGCUCCGUGAGUUCCUGGAGAGCAACGAGACUGCCAGACAAGCCAUCGCCAUGCCUUCGCGUAGAGAUAGCGACAACAUCAGCAUGGACACAUUGGAUAGUCGAGGAAAGAAAGCAUCACGAGCCGCCGCCGAUGACGAUGACGACAUUUGA